CUGAUAUCUAAAUGUUUAUCCUUGAAUAUUGUAAUAAGAUAUCGUAAAAUAAAUAAUCUAAUCAAUUAUUUUAUUCUAUGCACUGCGCACACUAAUACCAAGGAAUAUCGUAAUACGCAAUAUCGCGACUAAGUUUGAACUUUGAAAGUUAGAGAAAUACUUAUUUCUUUCUGAACCAAAUGAAUAGACUUGAAUUAAAAAAUUUGCGUAAAGUAAUUAAAGUCGAACCCUUCAACUAAUUCAUUGGCCUAUGAGUCAAACUUAAGACUUGUCCGUUGGAAAAUCCGAAACGAUGAAGUUACCAAAAAGGUAAAGCGAACACGAUCGUUCAGACAGUGGUCAAAUCAAAUUUAGGGUGUUAAUUGUAAAUUACAGUAACGUCGUCGCCCCAUUGGCCAUUAAAACGUAGCCAUCUGUUUAAUUUUGUAAUUUUCUGACAUUGGUCAGUGGGAAUAGAAACUGUGAAGAGGAAUGGAAUAGAAACUCGGAUUCUGAGAAUCGUUUUUAAUUUUGUUAGUAUAAUCUUAAUUAGAAACCUGAAGGCAAUUAUUUUAGUGCGUACGACUGAAUUUAAUUUCGAAUUUUUUGUAGUGGCAGCUGAACAAAAAUUAGGUUCACCUUACAGAUGAAAUUUAAAUUCACCUUGAAAGUGAAUUUUUAAAUUCAUCUCUUCUUUUAUUACCGAUCAAAAUAUAACAUAGAUUAAUAAUAAAAUAUAUUAUUUUUAAAAAAAAAAUUCAAAAAAAUUAAUGAAGCUCAUUUUAAUGACUCUAACGCCACUAACUAAACUCUAAAUCUUAAAUUCUAAACCCUAAACUUUAAAUCUAAAUCUUAAACCCUAAAUUCUAGACCCAAACUCUAAACCUAAACACAAACCCUAUAUCUUAAACCCAAAUCCUAAACUUUAAACCGAAACCGUAAAUUCUAAACCCAAACCCUACACCUUAAACUCAAACCCUAGAUCCUAAACCCAAACCUAGACUCUAAACCCAAAUCUUAAACUCUAAAGAAACAACAUCAACAUUAACUCAAACCUUUAGAAUAUAGGAUUUGGGUUCAGGGUUUACGAUUUGAGUUUAGGAUGUAGGGAUUAGGUUUUGAUAUAUGGUUUGAGUUUAGAGUCUAUGAUUUGGGUUUGGGAUAUAUGGUUUGGGUUUACGGUUUACGGUUUGGGUUUAGGGUUUAGAAUUUGGGUUUAGGAUAUAUGAUUUGGGUUUAAGGUUUACGGUUUGGGUUUAAGGUUUAGGAUUUAGGAUUUAGAUUUAGGGUUUAGUUAGUGGCUUUAGUAUCAUUAAAAUUGAUGUUAUUUUUUUUAAUUAUUUUGAGAUUUUUUUAAAUAAAAUUAAUCUAUUUUAUUAUUAAUCUAUGUAACAUUUUGAUUGGUAAUAAAAAGAUAUGUGAAUUUAAAUUUUCACCCCUAAGUCUUGUUUGUGGCAGCUGGCCUCGAUCGACCCUUGUUUCCUUUAUUAAUUAGAAGACUUCAAACCGAAGCUACACUAUUAGACUCCAGUGGUCUUUAAUAAUUUCUUGUGUUCAUUCAUAUAUAGUAAGUACAUGCAUUCAAACACAAAUGACUACCCACAAUUGAGGCAACGAAAAAUACAAAAAUACAAAAAUUUCAUGCACAUCCUUGUCUGUCUAUGCUGCAUGCACACUGUGUACAGUACACGUUGUGUAUAUAUGCGUACAUGCUAUCCUGAUCAUUCUUGAUGUAAUGAAAUGUAGAAAUACAGAUAAUAUAUGUAAAUAUGUAGAAAUACAGAUGAUAUAUAGUAUAGUACGUUUUUAUUUUAUAUAUUUGCGUGUGCUUGUCCUAGUGUUUAUAACCUUUUUCCCUGAGCUCAAUUUUUUUAAAAAAUUGUCUUCUAAAGUAAAACGAAGCCUUCAAACAAAUUUUCUUGGGACAUUAAUUCAAAAAAAAAAUAACUUUACUAUUAAAAAUCUCAGCUGAAAUGGCGGCUGAUCCUUCGGGUUCAGACCCCUCGCAAGGAAGCAUAUAUUGAUUCCAACUUAAGAUAAACCACUUCACUUCUCUUCCACCUCUUUCAACCAGACUCAAUCUUUUUCCACUUAGGGUUUCUUUCUAAACUCCUUUUAUUUUAGGGUUUUAGGGAAAAUGGGAGAGAGAAACGUUGAUGGUGAUCAGAAAAUGGAGGAAGUAUUGUUGCCCGGAUUUAGGUUUCAUCCAACCGACGAAGAGCUUGUAAGCUUCUACCUCAAGCGGAAGGUUCAACACCAUCCUCUCUCCAUUGAACUCAUAAGACAACUCGAUAUCUACAAAUACGACCCCUGGGAUCUUCCAAGGUUUGCAAUGACGGGUGAAAAGGAAUGGUAUUUUUACUGUCCGAGGGACAGGAAGUAUAGGAAUAGCUCGAGGCCGAACCGAGUGACUGGAGCUGGUUUCUGGAAAGCCACGGGAACAGACAGGCCGAUAUACUCGUCGGAAGGAAACAAAUGCAUAGGUCUAAAGAAGUCACUGGUGUUCUACCAAGGAAGAGCUGCGAAAGGAGUUAAGACUGAUUGGAUGAUGCAUGAGUUUCGUUUGCCUUCUAUCUCGGAGCCAACUCCUUCUUCUAAGAGGUUCUUCGAUUCGCCUGUCUCUCCAAACGACUCGUGGGCUAUAUGCAGAAUCUUCAAAAAGUCAAACACAACGACCCUAAAAGCUCUCUCUCACUCCUUUGUUUCCUCGUUACCAUCAGACACAAGCAUCGACACAAUGUCCAACCAAAAGCCAUCAAACACAUCACACUUUUCUUCAGACCUCAAAACUAGCUCUCACUUCCAGUUUCACCAUGAGAACACGAACAAAAUUCCCAAAACUAGUAGUAGUACAACUCCUCUUGCUGCCUCUAUAAGUCCAUUCUCUUACUUGGAUUUCACUUCCUACGAGCCCACCAACGAUUUCAAUCCGGUUUCAUGUUUAGACCAACAAUACCUCACAAAUCUCUUUCUUGCUCCACAAGAAAUACAAGCUCAGUUUCCAAGGCUCGCCUCGUCUAAUGAAUUCCCCUCGUUUCUCCUAAACAUGCCAUCAUCAUAUUCGAGCUUCUUGGGAGAAUGCACCGGCAAGAUCGACCUCAGUGCGGUGUUGGCCCAAGAGCAGUGUCCUGAUCUUGUAAGCCUACCACAAGAGUAUCAAGAAAAGGGACUCGAAGGAAAUGGGGAAAUGAGGAACAUGCAUAGUUUCAAUGAAGAUCUUCAUAGUCACUGUGCCACACUCAGGUUUGGUGAUAUUGCCUCAACAGUUGAAGAGAAACACCCUCACCAUUAUGAAGACGUGAAACAUAACAUGACAUUGUUGGAGAGUUAUUAUUCUUCUUUGCCAUCCGUUAAUGGAGAUUUGCCAGCUUGUUUCUCCACAACUUGAUGGAUUUGGAUAGAUUUUCAUGUCUUUGUCUUCUUGGUUUUGUUUUUGUAAGCCAGGUUGUUCCUCUUGUAGGCUCUCUUUCACUAAUGCAAGGAAAAUUCAUUUAUGCUUCGUUGACUGUUUGCACAAGUCAGUUUAGGCUAGCUUGACUUGAGUGAAGAUGACAUAGACUAAACCAACCUAAAUUAAAGAGAGAAACCAUUAAAAAAACAUUUUAGUUUGAUUGCAGUGCCAGAAAGAAAAUAUUUUCUAGAGCUGAUAAAGUCAGAAGUACCACCAUAAUAUACGAGAUUGUCACUGAAAUAUUCAAAAAGGUUUUUAGAAUAUAGUUAUAGAAUGAAGUUAAGAAAUUCAAGUGCGAGUAAAAUUUCUAUUUCAUUUUUCAAU
Messenger RNA from Brassica napus (rape), 3754 nucleotides. RefSeq names its product protein FEZ-like. Gene Ontology annotation, molecular function: DNA binding. Gene Ontology annotation, biological process: regulation of DNA-templated transcription. The transcript has 3 exons. The coding region runs from base 2117 to 3367 and encodes 416 amino acids. NCBI's taxonomy places the organism in Eukaryota, Viridiplantae, Streptophyta, Magnoliopsida, Brassicales, Brassicaceae. The record is from RefSeq and is a predicted model, not a curated record.